Messenger RNA from Leishmania braziliensis MHOM/BR/75/M2904, 8946 nucleotides. RefSeq names its product putative DNA polymerase zeta catalytic subunit. Gene Ontology annotation, molecular function: nucleotide binding; DNA binding; DNA-directed DNA polymerase activity. The coding region runs from base 1 to 8946 and encodes 2981 amino acids. Lineage: Eukaryota; Euglenozoa; Kinetoplastea; Trypanosomatida; Trypanosomatidae. The transcript has a single exon. The record is from RefSeq and is a predicted model, not a curated record. Gene Ontology annotation, cellular component: zeta DNA polymerase complex; nucleus. Gene Ontology annotation, biological process: double-strand break repair via homologous recombination; error-prone translesion synthesis.
AUGUGUACUUGGGAUGCUGCUGGACAUCACAACAGGGAUGCCACGACCGGGGCGGUAGCGCAGCACUGCGAUACACCAUCUUCAUCUUCUCUACCUUCUUGUACUCUCCACGCGGCUACGAGUGCCCGCGGCGACGAGGGCCACCCGCUAAACUACACAGCCGGGAGCCUUCGUCGAUCAACCCCUUGGUGUAAGCGCUACUCGCAACGCCGCGCCUGCCUUCAUGUGCACGGGGUGUACCCCUCGCUGCUGCUCCCCCAGUACGACCGCAACGUCUCUGCCGAGCAGCUGGCGGCGCAGCUCGAGGCCGUCGCGCUGCGCAUUUUCGCGCGACAGGGCACCUUCGUGCCGGGCCAACAGCUGGUGCACAACAUCCGCAUUGUCCGCCGUUUCAACGUGUACGGCUACCGGCCCCACGCACACGCUUUUUACGAGGUGGAGCUCAUCGACCCCGACUUGCUGCCAAGGGUUGUGGGUGUGCUGCAGAACUCGACGGAGGUUGGUGGGCGGCAGUGGCAGCUGUACGAUGCGCACCAUGGAUAUCACAUGCAGUUUAUGGUGCGGUGGCGCGUGAACGGCGUGGCACCAUUUCUCCUGCCAGUUGAACGGUGCCAUGUGCGGCUGCCAACCGUUCUCGAGCUCUCGGAGAACCCGUCUAUCCUGUCGGCGUCUCUUUACACGGCGGGUGGGCUGCAGGUUCUGCGGCGUCGCUGCAGUGAUGAUAGCGACGCCGCGAAGCGAGAGCUGAGGGAGAAGGACGAGGAGGAGCACAAGGACUCGGGUGUCAUGUCUGCGCAGCGGUCUCAGCUCCUCUUUCGCCGGCGCUGGCGACCUGAUGAGUUGGAUCGAUUCACUACGGCUGAGGUGGAGCUGGACGUCGCUGGCGUCGAUCUGCUUGACCACUCCUCCGCAUUGGAGGAGGUGGCUGACGGUGCAGCAGCAGCAGCUGUGAAGGGGCGACGAAGGACCGUGACAGCCGGCGACAACCUCAGCUACACACGCCGCAUCAUACGACACUACUUCAGGGAACAUGGAAUGCCGGACGCCUUGCGCGUUGCAGACACCAUCGUGAUGGAGCACCAUCAGCGGGAGUGCGCACAUUUAACGGCUGCCGUGUCACGGCAGCGAACUUCGCCAUUGACUGCCACAGCUGCAGCCGCAGCCGUGCCGGGGUCAAAGGAAGGGGAGGAGCGGCAGCAGAGGCGUUGCAGCAGCGUGAUGCAGCUCCAGCGCGGCGAUCCAACAGUGCGGUGGCUACGGCAGCGUAUGCUAGCAUACUUGGCGGAGAGGGCGGAGCUCAAUUCCGAAGUCACUGCCGCGCGUGUUGCUUCUUCUUCUCCCAAAACAGAAAACGGUGGCGAAGCUUCCACCUCCAUGCAUCUCGCCAAGACCAAUGCUACCGCGACUUGGGCGUUGCCGCUCUCCUCCACUGCCUUUCGUGUUGGCAGCGCUGCAAAGCUGCAAGAGCAGCCUGCCAUUCGUCAGUCGCUCCUUGCCGAGUACCGCCAACCUGGCGGUGCCACUACAGUGCCGAGUCGACAGGGCUACCGACGCGGGGCCACAGAUGCGGUGACCACUCACGCGUACACAGACGCUCAUAUUGUCGUACGGUCGUCGUGUACGCACGUUCCCAAUCCAGCAGCAGCCGUCGCUGGCGGAGAUGCACUGUACGUUGGCUUCAGCCCAGAGAGUCUGCAGCUUUCUGUAUCUCAAGGGCACGCUCGGUUACAGCAGCCACAGCCAGCAGCAGCGCCAGGGAAUGCCGUGGCGCAGUCUGUCUCCUCUUCCUCACAUCUUUCCUUCUUCGACAAAAUUUCGCCCACCACCUACGCCGAUGUUGUGGCUGCGCCGACACAGGACUUGCUGAUGGCGCUGGCGCAGCCAAGCACACCCCCGGUACCGUCUCAGACGAGUGCAACUACCACCUCCGUCGCAGCAGCGGCCACUACAACACCGCGAGGGAGCUCACUGAAGGAGGAGGAGGCAAGCGAGGUGGGCUUCAGGGUCAUGCGGUCGGCGCAGGAGAGAAAUCGUGAAGUGGUGAGCAACGCGGACGUGACUUUGGCGUGUGCAGCUUCUGCCGCGCCGACCGCUGCAACGUCGGCGCCUGCGGGCUCCUCGUGGUCGUCUGCGUCGUCGCUCUCCUCCACUGUGUCCUCUUCCAGCGGAAGAGCCUCUCUGGAUGACGACGGCGGCUGGGUGGGCCAUUGCGGGGGCGUUGGCCCGUCCUUUCUUCGUUCCUCAGCGGCACAGCCCCAUCAGAGAGCGCAGGAGAAGCCGCGCUCCGCGGCAUUUGUCCCUGCUGCAGUUGUAAGCGAUGCGCCGGCGCAGCGGCUGCUGCGGUCAUCUGUUUGCCCUUCUCCGAGAGCCAAUAAAUGUCAGCAUGACGACUUGGCAUUCGAUGCUCUGGACAGCGUCGAUACGGAGGUGAUAAGGCGAUCGGUCGCUGCCUCACAAGAAGAUGGGUCACUUCUGCCACUAGAGAGCGACACCAGCAACACGGCAUCGGAUGAGCUGGUGAGUACGAAGGACGGCCUCACUCCAGAAGGCCAGCGUCGCUGCGCUGGCGUCGCUGCGACUGCAUCGCUGGUUGCUAUGCAGUCGCCCCAUCUCCUUCCCACGCGCCAUGGCUUCGUGGUGGGGGACUGUGUAGCUUUCGUCUGCGUGCGCGACGUCGCGUCUUUCUGUCACCUCGGCGAGGUUCUGGCCGUGGCCCGUGUCGCGGCGUUGGCGACGGAGAUGGCAGAGCUGCAGUGGCUGCUGCGCUUGAGUGAGACGCACUUGGCUGCCGAGGAACAUACGCUGGUACGCCGAGGUUCGUGGCUGCGAGCACAACGUCCGUCCGCCACCGCUACCGCUAGCACGGCGUCCUCGAUGAGGGACCACCAUAGCCACACUGCCGGAGCUGCACACCCCGUGCAGCUGGGGGAAAUGGUGCUUGGCGACGUUCGCGAUAGCGUUCCCAUCUCGAUUCUGGAGGGAGACGUACGAGCUGCUCUCACUUACGCGGCUGCUCCUUCCGCCCCAACGCAGCGACUUCCUGCGGGAGAAGCCGCAGCAUCUGCGGCGUGUGUUCUGGGUGUGAAGACUAUAGGCUUAACAGCGCGCGAGACAGGGCCUGAGGAGCGAAGCGUGUCGCGGCAACCAAGACCGCGUCGUCCUUUAGACGAUGCGGCUGCUGAGGUGCAGGUUUGGAGGGCUCACUGCUUCACCACUGUGGCGGCGUAUCAGAGCGCAGCAGGACCACCUCAUGGCGGGCAUUGGCCCCACACCGACUACCCCAGCUGCAGCUCGCUUCCUCUGCUACGAGUUCUUUGCCGCUACGCGUACCAUGCCGAAGCGCGGGUGCUGACUGGCGUCUCCCCGGAUGUGUUCACGUCAGGCGCGCAGAUGUCCGCCGUUGAUAAACGUCCUCGACCUCCCUCACAGCGCAUCUCAUCGCGUGGUGGAAAACAACUGGAGAGCGGCGAGAGGACGACUGAUACCACCCCGGUGCACCGCUCGUCGUACGUACGCGCCUCAUUAUCUCGCGUGUGCUUUUCCCAGCCGCAGCUUCUGCUCUCUUCAGGUACCCCACUAGCGCACUCGAAAGCGGCGGUGGCGUCACUCACAUCCGCACAGGUACCCUCCUCCCCCUCUGUGGAGCCACCUGCGACGUUCGCCAUGGCGCCGAGGCGAGAGUCAAGUGAGGAUGGAGGCGAGGACACGUUGUUGUUCCCCAGCAGCUCUGCUUCAGCUGGCAGCAGUCGAGGCGAUCACAGAGAUGCGCCUAAACGCCGAGAAGUGGUAACGCCGCCUUGCGCCACGCGUUCAGCACUACCGGACCUCACGCCGAUGUCAGGGGAGGCACCUCUGCAGAGUCCCUCCGAGGCCUCCAGUGCACUUCCUUCACCCUCAGCUUCAGCACAACCGCCCCAACACGCCGCCGACGCAGAGUCGGCGCCCGUCAUUGAACGCCCCUGGCGAGUCUCAUUGGCGCGGACGCCGCCGCCCGACUUUGCUGUUGGCAGUAUUCGCGUUCAGCGCAGUGUACAGGCGGCCCAUCGCCUCGCUAACCACUCAUUCAUCUCGGAGAAGCAAGUGCGAUGGCGCCGACGUGGUGCCCGCUGGACAAGUGAUAAACACAACGGCGGCGCCGUGACAGACACCGCGGCAGCCGGUGCCGCCAAGGUGGAGGCAGCAGCAGCGUCGCAGCUGCCGUUUUCCAACGUGAUUGCUGACGCUGACGGCGACGGUGAUGAGGAGCAGCCGCUUGGUGCAACAGUAAGCAUUGACUCGGCGGUAGCUGAUGCAGAUGGCGGGGACACUGUAGCGGGUAUAGGGGGUCGAGGUACAACGGAGGUCGUGGUGGCGUCGGCAGCUUCGUCUUGCGUGCGCAGCAGCUCUGCGGCACCGCUGGGGUCGCUCAUAACCUCCUCUCUUACGUUCUCCCAGUUGUCCUCGUCAUCGGUGGAAGCCGUUCGCGAGGUGACGACUUCGCAGCGCGGCUUCCUCGACUUCCUGCAGGCAAGGAGGCACCUUGAUGAGGGAGCUGUGCGCACGACGUUGCUGCAGCAUCGAGGCCACCUGGACUGCAUUGUGGAUGGCAUGACACGCUGCUUUGCAGUGACCACAUGUGGACGAUACGGUUCGUUCCGCUCACGAUGGAGCGGUAGUGAUGACUCGCGCGUGCGCGUCUCUGCUGUCACGUGGCCGUGGACGGCAUCAACAGAGGUAACGCCGAAGGAUGGGGCACUGGCUCCCCCUCGGUAUGAGACGGUGGCGUCGUUCCCCGCCCCUCCAGCUAGCAUCACCGGGGUGGCGCGUAGUGCGAAGGCUGCGUCAGCUACCUUGCGAGCAGCGUCCGCAGACCACGGCCCCAAGCACCUCACUCGCUCGCUGGUGAGCAGGCGCACGUCUGUCAACCACGUCCCCGCUCUGUCUCUCUCCGCUACACAGCAGCCGCAGCACUACCUGCAGUGCACCUUGCGUGCGCUCUACGUUGAGGUGCUGCUGCACCGUCGCCCGGGAGAAGCGCUGGUUUCGACGAGUGAGGUACUCGCGGUGGGACUGGGACAAGCCACCACGGCCACCAACAGCACCAUCGCUGUUCGGGUGCUCUGCGUGAAAGCUGCAAUGCGUAGCUCCGGUGUUAGUGCGGCACACCCGGCUGCUGCGUCAUCUGCUUGGGGCUCGCUUCCGUCCACUGCUGGAAGUACACCAGCUCUCGUUGGACUCACUGGGGCGGUGCAGGUGGUGACAGUGCCAGACGAGGCGGCGCUCCUCGCGCGCGUGCGUGACGAGAUCCUCACGUACGACCCCGACAUCUUAAUCUCUUGGGACGGCUUUAAGUACGGUCUUGGACACUUGGCGCUGCGCUACCGGGCGGUGCUUCAGCGCAACCUGGCCUCUGACUUGUCCCGCGUGCUGCGGCAUCAUAGCUAUCAUCAGCUCAAUGCAGAUGGCGUGUGGCGCCCUGCGGCUGCCGCGUCAGCGUCGGGUGGGAACGGUGGCGCCGACAGCGGCGUGGCCGAGCCCGUUUACCCUUCAAUGUCGGAAGAAGGGUUAGCAGAGAUCUGUCGAGGGGCCGCAGAGGCCGGCGAGGUUGCCGCAGCAAAGUGUCGCCCAUUGCCACCCGCUUCCGACGCAGCUUCUCUCUUCGCGAUUGGCGACGACAGCAGCGGCGGGAGUGUGUAUGCGCAACAGCCCCUACAAAAUGCCAUCGCGAUGGCUGCGCACUCCUCGACAUUACCUAGCGCUGCUGCUUCUGCAUCCUCCGCUGCCCUGCUGAAUGACUUGGAUGAAGACGGCGAGAGCAUGGAUGAUAGUGGCGCAGACGAUGCGGGUGCCAAGGGUGGCGUGUGUGGCCGCAGAGACAGUGUCUUAGUGAGGCAGACUGCUGAGCUCAGCGGAAGACGCGUAAUUCACUGGGCGCACACCGGCUUACGGCGGAAUGGGCAGUCACCAAUGCUGGCGCGGCCGCGUGCAGAAGUCGACCUCAGCGCCGCAGCGUCAACAUCGACGCCGCCAGCGCCAGCAGCGGCGGCGGCUGACAAGUACGCGAAGCGGUUUGGCGCCAGCAUGCACGUGGUGGGGCGCAUUUGCAUGAGCCUCGGCAAGGACCUGCGCAAGUACAUCAAGAUGCCGAGCUACUCCCUCCCAAUGGUGCACGUUGAGCUGCUGGGGCAACCAUUGCCGUACUUUACAGACAGCUAUCUCUCCGAGCUCUUCCUGACACCGCAGUGCACCGAUGCCCCCGUCGGAGGCGAGCGGCAUACAGCGCUGCGCUACCUCGCUUCACGCGUCGCCGCACUGCACCGAAUCGCGUGCAAGCUGCACUGGUUCACGAAGUUGCUGGAGUUCUCGCGGAUGUACGGUGUCCUAACCAAGGAGGUCAUCUCCCGAGGCAGCCAGUUCCGCGUGGAGGCUACCUUUCUUCGCCUUGCUCAGCCUCUUGGGUACGCCAUGUUGUCACCAUCGCUGAGUCAGGUGCAUCGCCAGCCCCGCAUCGAGUGCAUCCCGUUGGUGAUGCAGCCCAAGUCAGACCUGUACCGCCAUGACCCCGUGGUAGUGCUAGACUUCCGCAGCUUGUACCCGAGCGUCAUCAUCGCCUACAACCUCUGUUACUCCACGUGCCUCGGCAUGGUGCAGCCACAGUCGCAUGGGCGUCUCGGGGUGCUGCCGCGGUUCAAGCAAAGCGACGCUACGCUGGCGGAGCUGCUAUCCGAUGACGGCGCUCAGCACGAUGGUGUCGUCUUCACCCUCAACGGUGCUAUGUUUGUCCCCCCCAGCACACGAGUCGGCUUGCUGCCGCAGAUGAUGAAGGCCGUGCUGGACGCGCGGUUCGAGGUACAAGCGGCGCUAAAGCACAUUGCCGCGCCGUUAGAAGAUAUGGCAAUGGAGCAGCGCCUGCAGGAGCAGCAGCUCGCUCUAAAGAUGCUAGCAAACGUGACCUAUGGGUACACCGCAGCGUCGUACACGGGCCGCAUGCCGUGUGUCGACUUGGCUGAGGCGAUCGUGUCGCUGGGCCGGCAGACGCUGGAGCGCGCCAUUGCUCUCAUCCACAGCACUCCGGCAUGGAGGGCCGAGGUGGUCUACGGCGACACGGACAGCUUGUUUGUGCGGCUUUCCGGCCGGACCAAGACGGACGCCUUUCGCAUUGGUCAGGAGAUAGCCGAUGCCGUCACCCAGUCGAACCCGACGCCGAUACGACUGCAGCUCGAGAAGGUGCUGCUGCCGUGCUUAUUGCUCGUGAAGAAGCGGUACGCCGGGUACAUGUGGAGCUCACCGACGCAAGCUGCCCCAACGUUCUUGGCGAAAGGGAUUGAGACGGUGCGACGCGAUCAGUGCCCCGCCACGGCGCUACUUGUAGAGCGACUUCUGCGGCUGCUUUUCGACGGCGCUAGUGCGACGGCGCUGCGGCGAUCGUACUACGCGGCGGUGGAACGGCUCCAGUCUGGGGCGGCAAACCCGAUCCAGUGCAUCUUCCGCCGUGGAGUGAGGUUGGGCCGGUACAGGGACUCGGGUGACGCACACCUACCGCUGGCCGCCCGCGUGGCCUUGGAGCAGAUGGAGAAGGACGUCACACAGACGCCGUACUGGGGAGAGCGACUGCCGUACGUGGUGGUGCGGUCCACCACCGCCAAAAAGCUCGCGGACAAGGUGCUUCAUCCGGAGCGCCUUCUUCAGAUUGACGACACCCACAGCCUGGACGCGACUUACUACAUUGUGCGCCACAUAAACAGCGCGCUAGACCGCCUGUUCUACCUUGUCGGCAUCAGCUUUGCGGAGUGGUAUGGGGCAAUGCCUCGACGGCGCACCGCGCACGCGGCACUGCUAAGCUUGCCGAUCUUCAUGGCAGCGCAGCAGCGACAGCAGCAGUUGCAGGGCGUGAUGUCACCUGAUGGGUGUGCUGCUUCCCCCUUCUUCUCUUCCGCUACCCCGAGCGCCGCUCUUAGCCCACAAAGCCAGCAAGUGCGCUUGGAGAAGCUCGAAUCAUUGAUGAAGGAACUCCACCACCCCCACAGCAGCCCAGGCUUGUUGUCCUCUCUCGUCGGCGGCGGUGUUUCCGCAGCGGCGACGACGGCAGCAGCAGCGGAGGUGAUCAGCGACGGUGAUGAUCAGAGUGGCGAGGUGGUGCAGCUAAGUGAGGUGGAGGACCUCACCCACUCCUCGAUACAAGAGGUAAUCGACGUAGACCAGUUGGCGACGCAGCGCAGCUGUCGCCCGUCGUCAUCCUUGACGGACGCUGUGUCACCGCCACUCGAGCUCUUUCUGAAACCUGGCCAAACUGCCUCCCGCUCUGGGAGGCGGAAUCAGUGGCGCACCGUCACUCUUGACAGCUUCUACCCGCGCACACUCUGUGUGGUCUGCGAAAAAGAGGCUGUCAGCCUGGCUGACAUCUCUCGACAGCAGGCCGUGCUGAUGCACGUCGGAGUGGGCGGAUUCGACGCAGCCGCGAGCGGCAGACUUUGCCCUGCUUUUCCCUGUGCAUCGGCCACUGCAGCACCCCCAGCGCCCCUGCCUCCCCCCCUCCUCUUCCCACCCAUCUGCACGCGAUGCUGGAGCGAGCCGCUGUCGCUUUACCUCCGCGUACAGCAGCAGUGCUGUUCUAUUAGCCAGCAGAUGAACGCGCUGCAAGGGCUCUGUGCGCGGUGCAUCAGCAGUGGCGGUGACGCCGGCGAUACCGCAGCAGACGAGUACAAGCUCGCCAUCGCAGACAUGGAGGAUAUGGAUGACUUCUGCAUGUCUGCGUUAAUGCGGCGCCGUGCCUUUCCAAGGCACGCGUACGAGGGCGUCGAUGGUAGUACGCCACGCCACGUGCUGGCUGCUGUGGAGCUGUCCGCCGAAGGUGUGCCACGUGGGUGCGUGUCGGUCGACUGCGCGAUUGGAUUUGAGAAGAAGUGGGUGGCGGCACAGCAGACGCAGUGGCAGUCCCUGCAACUGUUCCUGAAGAUGGCUUUGUAA